This is a messenger RNA of Lethenteron reissneri (Far Eastern brook lamprey), 7179 nucleotides long. Its product is annotated as cationic amino acid transporter 4-like. Gene Ontology annotation, biological process: transmembrane transport; amino acid transport. The record is from RefSeq and is a predicted model, not a curated record. Gene Ontology annotation, molecular function: amino acid transmembrane transporter activity. Gene Ontology annotation, cellular component: plasma membrane. Lineage: Eukaryota; Metazoa; Chordata; Hyperoartia; Petromyzontiformes; Petromyzontidae.
GCCGCGCGUGCCGCGCCGCGUCGUUGUGAACGCGUUUUUAAAAUCACGUGGCGAGGCGCGGCAGUGAGGCGAGAAUCUCCCGGUCCCUCCCUGGCGAACCCUGCGACAGCGGAAUGCCUCUCGCUGGUGCCGCUGCGCUGCUGUAGGCGGUGGGAUCUGUGAGCUGCCGUCCGUCGCGGUGCCGGGAGGAGCCGGAAGGAGCCAUGAGCUCGCGAUGGGCCCCGUGGGAGGGAGUGGUGCGCACGUGCCAGCGCAUGGCGCGGACCAAGACCCUCGACGCCGACCUCAUGGAGACGUCGCUCACGCGCUGCCUUUCCACGCUCGACCUCACGCUGCUCGGCCUCGGAGGCAUGGUGGGCUCGGGCCUCUACGUGCUCACGGGCACCGUGGCCAAGUCGAUGGCGGGCCCGGCGGUCAUCAUCUCGUUCCUGUUGGCCGGCCUGGCCUCCAUGCUGGCGGCGCUGUGCUACGCGGAGUUCGGAGCGCGGGCGCCGCGGGCCGGUUCGGCGUACCUCUACACGUACAUGACCAUGGGCGAGGUGUGGGCCUUCAUGAUCGGCUGGAACGUCGUGCUUGAGUACAUGAUCGGCGGCGCCGCCGUGGCGCGCGCCUGGAGCGGCUACUUCGACGCCAUCUUCGAGCACAAGAUCCAGAACUUCACCCUCACCCACGUCGCCUCCUGGGACGUGCCGUUCCUCGCCCACUACCCCGACUUCCUCGCCUGCGGGAUUUUGUUUAUCGCGACAAUUUUGGUUUCCUUUGGCACCAAAGUAUCCUCUUGGAUCAACCACCUGUUCGCCGUCAUCAGCAUGGGGGCCAUCCUUUUCAUCCUCGUGUUCGGCUUCACACUGGCCGAUCCGCAGAACUACAGCAAAAAGGAGGGCGGCUUCGCUCCGUUCGGAUUCUCGGGCAUUAUGACGGGGACGGCCACGUGCUUCUUUGCCUUUGUCGGCUUCGACGUGAUCGCGUCAUCGAGCGAGGAGGCUCGGGACCCAUCUCGCUCCGUUCCGGUGGCCACGGCGCUGUCGCUGGUCCUCGCCACGCUGGCCUACACCCUGGUGGCCACGGUGCUCACGCUCAUGGUGCCCUGGCACUCGCUGGUGCCCGAGUCGGCGCUGUCAGAUGCCUUCUCCCGCCGGGGGCACCCGUGGGCCGGCUUCAUUGUCUCCACCGGCUCCAUAUGCGCGAUGAACACCGUGCUGCUGAGCAGCCUCUUCUCGUUGCCGCGCAUCAUCUACGCGAUGGCCGACGACGGGCUCUUCUUCUCCGUCUUCUCUCACCUGCACGCCGUCACCAAGGUUCCCGUCAACGCCAUCGUGGUGUUCGGAACACUGACGGCCGUGCUGGCCACGCUGUUCGACCUGGAGGCGCUCGUGCAGUUCCUGUCCAUCGGCACGCUGCUGGCGUACACCUUUGUAGCGGCGAGCAUCAUCGUGCUGCGCUACCAGCCCGACCGCACCUUGCAGAGCGAGUUCCUGGACAUCUCGCCGGACAAGGAAGGCGAGCGGCGCGACACGGCCGGCUACGAGUCGUUCUCGGACAAGCUGCGUCUCGUGGGGAAGCAGCGGGGAGAAACAGACGCGCGGCAGGCCGGCUGCCUCAAGGCCAGGUUUGAGUGUCUUCUGCGGGUGCUGGCGCCGUGCGGCCCGGGCGAGGCGGUGGUGGUGUGCGUGGUGGCGCUGCUCGUGUGCGCCACCUCGCUCGCCUCCAUGCUCGUGUUUGGCUCCUCGCACCUGCACCUGCCGACGUGGGCCUUCGCGCUCUUCCUCUCCAUCUUCGGCCUGGGCUUCCUCGUCAGCGUGAUGCUCAUUGCCGCUCACGAGCAGAAUCGCGGUCCCACUACCUUCUUGGUUCCGUGUGUGCCAUUCCUGCCGGCCCUGAGCAUGCUCAUCAACAUCACCCUGAUGCUGAAGCUCAACUACAUGACGUGGGUGCGCUUCAUGGUGUGGAUCGUUGUCGGCAUGUUCAUCUACCUGUCGUACGGGAUGUGGCACAGCAAGGAGCGGCUGCGGGAGCCGGCUCCGCGCACGGUGACCGCGCGCUACGUCGUCAUCCCCAGUGGCCGUCUCUCCGAGAGCCUGCAGCCCGUGCAGCCCCCGGGGGACAGGCCCUGCAGCCUCAGCGACAGCGACAGCGACGCCGAGUUGGACGGCGUCUCCAACCGCCAGAGAUAGGUGCCUGCAGGCCUCGGGGGCUGAGGCCUCCUGUAGGCCUCAGAGUCUUUCUGGGACUCGGGGUCUCACUGGUCCUCGGGGACUUACUGGGACUCAGGGUCUCACUGGGACUCGGGGUCUCCCUGGGCCUCAGGGCCUCGGGGGGCCUCGAGGUCUCACUGGGACUCAUUGUCUCACUGGGCCUCGGGGUCUUCCUGGGCCUCGGGGGGCCUCAAGAUCUGGUUGGGCUGCACGCGAAGUGAAGUUGCCCCUGCUGAGGGCGCAGGGCUGCUUUGUGGAGAACGCUCGCUCGUUGCAGGUGACGUCUGGCUGCACUGAGCACGUGGACGCGUUCAGCGUUUGUCGGAAUCCUUAAUGAGAGGCGGGCGCCACACAGCAUCGAAAGACACCCUCCGCAGUUAAUUUAAAGGAAGACGCAAUGCAAAAACCCCACAUUGGUUGACAUUUUAUGAUGUGAACAAAACAUCCAUUUAUGGCAAUGUCCAGUUUAAACGGAGUGAAGGGGUGGGGGGCAUGGCUUGAGAAGGCCUUCAUCCAGUAGUGAAUAGCUACCGGAUGACGAUGGGGGGGAUAGUGCUACCUUUUCAGGUUUUAAAUUCCCCUCCGUGCUGGGCCUCGUAGACUGGAGCUGCUCCCACCGCACAGCCCCGUGGCAUGCCUGGGCUGGUGGCGCUCUCCUCUCCUCGUGUGUAACGGUAACCACCCUAGAGGGCGCUGUGGCCCUCUGUCUGGCUGUCACAUGGCCCUUACUCGCAAUUAGCUCUCUUAACAUUGGAAGCUUCAGACGCCCUUAAAGCCCAUUAAGGCAGUCGAGGUUUGCACCUGCAAGGUAAAAUAUUUCAGUUUUGUUUUGCGUCUUUCUUUAAACGUUUAAUGUGCAAUCCCAUGUUGAACUAAGUACAGAGCAGUUUGAGUUCUCGUUCACCGUUGUUUGCGCCAAAGUCACUCAAGCUCAGAGGUAUUUCAAUGUUUAAUUGAAAAUUGUAAAAUUGUUCCUUGGUGUACACAGAACACAUAUAACUUCUACUUCGUACAGUUGACAUGAAAAUUGCAAACCAUUUUACUUUCAAAUAUAUAUUUAUUUAAAGCCUUGUCAAUCAAAGGUCAAAAGAUUUGAUGUUUUAAAAUGAAUGUGUUGGCUGUCGUUGCAUGAGAAUGGCUAUUCCCUGAGACCAGCCAACCAAAACAUCAACAGCCUUACCCCGCAAAGAGAAAAUACUUCGUCUUUUUUAUUAUUAUUUAGUCAACCUAUGUGGUCGUGAGUAGAGAAGCGUUCAUGUAAUUUAACUUCUCAGUCCUUGUAUACCUUACACAUUCCGCUCUCUAGGCUCUCUUACCAUUCCUGCUGUGCGUGCUGGGCGUAUACAAAGACAAAGCUCCCCCGUGUAUCCCCUAACAGACCUGAGGAGCAAGUGCUGUUAGUGAGUAGCAGCACCGAUGAAGACCAGCACAGCACACGCGGGGGUGGGUGGCCAGCACCACGCCCAGAGACGCCUUCAUCUCCCCAGUGGCGAUGUUUACACACCGCACCAGAUACUCACGCGAGGCCCAGGACCGGUUCCGAUAAUCGUCACCAGUGUUGGUGGCCCUGAGCAGGCAUGGAACUGGGUUCACCACGUAUGUACACACACACACAGCCAGGUCCAGUUGUUGAGCUUAGCCACAGGUCUUACUGCACAUUCGCCUUGGCCACUGCCUACAACCCAUGAGUCGUGAGUUGUAGCCCUGGCCACCCUCCUAGUAACUGCAAGUAACAUUUAUGCCCACAGGUGGUUGGAUUGCUAAGCACAGUAUGUGUGCAUGUACAGCCCUUUUGUCAUUCCACUGCUGGAUGAGGACCUCCCACCGCCAAGUGGGUUGUGGGGAUCAUUUGACCAUACUUCACCAUAUUUGUCAGCGCGUAUUCGUGACGGACGGGGACCGUAGACGUGUGACUAUAGAAGUACAGUACAGUAAAAUAUAACAAGUGAUUUUCUGCACUGACCUCUGCUGGUCACAUAACUAAGUCAAUAAAAAACCUGUCACUACAAAGUUGGAACCCAUCCAAGAAGUAACCAGGCUCAACCAAGCUUAGCUUCUGAGAUCUGAUGAGAUAUUUGGCAUUUGAAAAACUACACUUGCAUAACACAUUCCAGUGAACACACAUAUUUUGCUAAAAGCGAUUGUGUUGCUGUUGUUAGCUUAGUUACAACAGUGCAGGUUUCAGGUUCACAAGCCCGUGGCAACUUCUAAACCGCAGCACGCUCGGAGGAGCAGCAGCUGGGAAUGCAGAGCCCCCAGUGCCACCCUCAGUGACGGGGAAACACGGAGACCCUGGAGAGAACUUCGAUUCUUCCUCCUGGCUGGGGCCAGAGGUCACUGCAUUUCGCUGGACACUAGAGGUGGCUGCGCACUGCUUGUUGUGUUUAGUUUGUCGUCCUUCCCCCCGCACCUCCGAUCAGCACGGUUGGCUACGUACGGUGCGAAAGACGCCCGACAUAUACGUACAUUCAUCAAACUUAAUCAUUCGCUUUCUCGCAAACCAUGAGCCGACUGUGACAUGUUGUGCCAUCGCGGUACGGACACGUCAUUCAGCGUCCGUUGAGUUGUAAGAUGUUCGGGUUGUACCGACAGCGCGUUGUGGGAGGCGCUACUUUGUUGUGUGGGUUACAUUCACCUUUUGCACAACGCCGCGCCCGCUCGGGAUGCAUCGGCCCUUCUCGGCACAAUUCCAUAAGUAGCCGUGCGCAUUAUAUCUUUUGAUACUAUUGACGCACUGCACGUUCUGGUGUGUGAAUAGUAUGUUACAGCUGCUAUCCAGAUAAAAAUGCCCUUCAUGAUGCUCGGUUUUUUUUGCGGAAUGUAAUCCCAUUUCCUCUUUGGGAUUACGUACCGCAGUCAUCGCCUCCUCCUGGCAGACUCGUGUCUCUUUGCAGACCAGGCAUCAAGUCCCCUUGUGCCGCACAAAGAUAGCUGUCACUGGGGGUGCCCUUUCAAAUGUGUUCAGAUGCGAUGCGAUGCAAAGCACUCUUGAGACGGACCGGUAUGUGAUAUCAUCAUUAUUACUUACUGCGCGUUGUGACUUUUAUUUGUCGUAAGUCCUAGUUUUGUUGUUUUGCACGUACAGGUUACGAGAUAUAAGAGUAUCUCAGCAGGAGUAGCUUGUGUUUAGUGGGAAAUUGUGCAAUGUUCUGUUUCCUCGUUUGUAUAUCAUUAUUAUGCAGUCCACCACACUCAAACCUUUUAUUUUCCCCCGGGCGUAUUUAAGAUGAGAAGCUCUCAUGUCGAUGGAAAUCCAUAUAACUUGGUGGCAAUGCAUGCAGGCUGAGACAAACUACUAUAAAACACCUGUUGAUUGGGACAGCGGAGCUGCUGACCAUAGCACGAAGCCUCAGUACCACACAAACCCAGUAGAGGGUAGACACGCAGCAUUGACACCACGACUCGCGCGAUGGCGAAUGCAACUGCAUUGUUGAACACACCACAGAGUAGCAGCAGCAGCCCUUACUACAAACAUCUGUGAAUAAUCGCAGCAGUGAGAUGGUAGUGUUAACGUGUGCUGAUGAUCCUUACCCAGUGUAAAGCAGUAUAACAACCUUCUGCCUUGAAACGUUAUGAAGGCCACGUCUUCAGCAGCGUGACUGGCUUGGUCGAGCCACGCCGUGCACACGCAGGCCCUACCGCUGGGCUUCCAUGGCUUUGCGGUUGUCCCGCGAUGCUGCGUGACGUGAACCCUGCAGAUCGAUUAUUAAAAACGCAUUCGAGUGACUCGCUGCAAUCGCUAAACCGCGUUGCUGUUGUCCUGCACAAGCACCCACUGUGAUUGGCUUCAUUUGCAUUGACGCGUUCACAGGUUGCAUUCCUACUUGUUCUAAAAUGUACAGAAUUCCAUAUUUGCAGCGGGAACGUGGAUUGUGUCGGACAACGCCCCCCUCCGUGGGCGGUGCACCCACCACGGGCCUUAACGUGACCGAGAGAUCCAUCAGGAUGCGAUGGCUUUUUGCGCCACGCGAGGCCGUGGCUGUUUGACGGUUGUGUAAGCCACGUGCUCUUCGAGUCCGUAACCACAUUGCGACCCGAACCUCUCCCGUGAUCGAACCGCAACCAAAGGCCCACGGAGUCGUGCGUCGUGUGCCGCGCUGUCCUGAAGACACGUGUGGGAGUAGCUUCGUUGUGUCCAGUGAGGUCUGUGCUUGAUGUUGACAGUGGAGAGUAGACGUUGUGUUUCACCCUCACUUCGGAAUCCGCCUGCCCCAGUGGCCGUGCCCCUCGCACCUCCUUCACGAUGAGCGAACGUGGCAUCACGUCGUCACGUGAAUAUUCUGGUGAUGAGUUGCUAACGCGCGCCGCCUGUCACGGGACGUGCCUGUCACUGAUGUGAGCCGUGGCGGUGUGGACAGCGGCGACUGUAGAUGACGGGGACUGUGACGCCGAGACGUGAAUUGUCCGCUGUGAAGAGUGCGCGUGUUGUGAGUCUACUGGUACGGUGGUGGUUGUGUCGGUCGACACGAUGCCGACCGCGCUGGAGGAGGAGGAAGGCUCUGCCACUGUCUGCGUCUGGAUCAGUGGCGGAUCGAAGGGGGGGAGGAGGCGAUGGGGGUAAUAGCCCCCCCCCCCACCCCAAAAUCAAAAAAUUAAUUGGUAUUGCAGGUACACUGAUAUAUUCCAUAGAAAUUACGUUCAAUGGUUUGUGUUGUUAUCAUUGACGUGUGGCCAUAUUUUAAAAGCUUGACAUUUCGGAACCGCGCCCCUACCAUGGGAAGUUGCUCAAUUCGCCUCUGGUCUGCACGUGGCUGGUGAGUGCAGUGGGCCGGGAGAGUGACUGGUGCUUACUUUUAUGUUAUUUAAUGGUUGUCGGUGGUGUUGUGUUACGUUAACUUAUUUCAAAGUGAUUUGAAAUCUUAUAUAUUUUUUUAAAAACUGGAGUAAUUUACAUUUUACAAAGGUUAUGAAUUAUUAUUGUCCUUGUAAAGUAUGUAAUAAAUGUGUACCGAAGCAUCUCUGAUUCUUCCUGCUACUACUCACA